AUGAUUUCCAUUCGUCCAGCUACCGUCGAUGAUCUGCUGUCUAUACAAAACUGCAACCUGAUGAACCUUCCAGAGAACUAUCAGAUGAAGUAUUAUAUCUAUCAUGCUAUCUCCUGGCCACAACUCUCUCAGGUUGCUGUUGACCAUUCGGGCCGUAUCGUGGGUUAUGUCCUGGCCAAAAUGGAGGAAGACCCCACUGAAGAACCACAGGGCCAUAUCACUUCUCUCUCUGUCAUGCGCAACUGGAGGAGACUAGGAAUUGCUGAGAAACUAAUGAUUCAAGCUCAGAAAGCCAUGGCUGAAAACUUUAAAGCUAAGCAAGUAUCACUGCAUGUCCGUAAGAGCAACAGAGCUGCAUUGCAAUUAUACAGAGAUAAUCUCAAGUUCAGUGUAAAGGAAGUUGAAAAAGGCUACUAUGCAGACGGAGAGGAUGCAUAUGCUAUGCGCAAGAUAUUGAGUUGA
Batrachochytrium dendrobatidis JAM81 is the source of this 462-nucleotide messenger RNA. RefSeq names its product peptide alpha-N-acetyltransferase complex A subunit ARD1. Lineage: Eukaryota; Fungi; Chytridiomycota; Chytridiomycetes; Rhizophydiales. Gene Ontology annotation, cellular component: NatA complex. The coding region runs from base 1 to 462 and encodes 153 amino acids. The transcript is spliced from 4 exons. The record is from RefSeq and is a predicted model, not a curated record. Gene Ontology annotation, molecular function: protein-N-terminal-glutamate acetyltransferase activity; protein N-terminal-serine acetyltransferase activity. Gene Ontology annotation, biological process: N-terminal protein amino acid acetylation.